This is a messenger RNA of Molossus molossus (Pallas's mastiff bat), 501 nucleotides long. Its product is annotated as akirin-1-like. Lineage: Eukaryota; Metazoa; Chordata; Mammalia; Chiroptera; Molossidae. Gene Ontology annotation, biological process: myoblast migration involved in skeletal muscle regeneration; positive regulation of lamellipodium assembly; positive regulation of myoblast differentiation. Gene Ontology annotation, cellular component: nucleus; chromatin. The record is from RefSeq and is a predicted model, not a curated record. The transcript has a single exon. Gene Ontology annotation, molecular function: transcription coregulator activity.
AUGUGCUGCACCCCUCUGUACGGCCCCACUCCAGGCCUCAGGGCCCCAGACACAAAGCCACUGCCGCUCCAGAUGCAGAUGCCACCCCCAACUCUUCAGCAACCUGUCCAGCCCCGCAACGAGCGGUGCCUUCCAACUCUAGAGCAAAUAUUUCAGAACAUAGAACAAAAAUGUAGUCAUUAUCAGAGGUGGAGACGUUUAGAAGUUGUUCUUAAUCAGAAUGAAGCUUGUACUUCAAAAAGUAAGCCUCACUCCUCAGCACUCACAGCACCUACUUCUCCAAGUUCCUCCUGGAUGAAGGAGGACCAACCCAUCUUUACUCUCAAACAAGUUGGAAUAAUAUGUGAGCAUCUCAUAAAAGGCUAUGAAGAUAAAAUUCGGGAGGAGUAUGAGCAAAUCUUCAAUAUCAAACUAGCAGAAUAAUAAGAAUCUUUUGUGAAAUUCACACAUGAUCAGAUUAUGCGGCAAUGUGGGACAAGGCCCACAAGAUACGUGUCCUGA